Linum tenue is the source of this 3160-nucleotide messenger RNA. NCBI's taxonomy places the organism in Eukaryota, Viridiplantae, Streptophyta, Magnoliopsida, Malpighiales, Linaceae. The record is from the annotation of a GenBank genome assembly.
AGGCUUUAUAAUAGUCUUUCUCCAUCAGAGGAGGAAUUAUUCUCGGGGGGGAAAAAAAGAUAGUCUCUCUCUCUAGUAAGCGCCUGAUUCUUUCUUCAUUCACAGAAAAGCUAAUACCUGGAGAAAAUAGCUUGGAGGGAGUUUGAUACGGAGUAGUUGCCUGUGACAAGAUCAGCUGUAUGACGACCACGACGGCGGAAAAUUCCUCGCAGACGUGGGGUUUCUUCCGUGAAGGGAAGUAAAAUUCAUUUUCUGGGUCAGAUUUUGCUUCCAGCAGUUUUGUCCGGAGACGGUGAAAAAGAUUGUAGAAAUGGAUCCAAAGAAGGGAGGAACAGGUCAAAAUUCUGGCAAUGGGGUUGCUUUGGAGAUGGGCAAGGAAUCAUUAGAUUCGGGGAAGGCAGCGAUUGGUAAAGAAGAAGGAGCCGGGGGAGAGGGGGUUAGUCGGAAUCUUACUGAUUCAGUUCAUGUUGUCGAGCUACAGAGCUCGGCGGUGGUAGAUUCCAGCAGCUUGUCGGCGAGCGUCAGUGGAGAAAACAGGAAUUUGGAAGCGAAAGGCGACGACUUGCGGCUCACUGUGGUUGCGACAAACCAGCAAACAGGUGGUGGGCAUGGAGAAAGCGAGGCAUUGGAUAAAGGCGGCCAAGGAAGCGGCGGGAACCACAAUGCGCACGGAGAUAGAGUUGUGCCUGAGACGGUAAUUUCAAUGGAAAGCUCCGUUGAUAAUGGGGAAAGCUUUGUUGUCAAGAGCAACAAGGCUAACGCGGCGGAUAACUUGAAGGCGAUAGUGCCGAAGGGGGAGAAGAAGACUUCAUGCGUGAUUGAUGUGAAGUGUGAUGUUGGGAAUUUGAAGGAUAACUGUGACAGGGAGAAGGUUUGCAGAAUUUGUCAUUUGAGUUCUGAUGGGUCGAUUGAAGUCCCCACUGCAGGGCCUGAUGUGACUGUGACUUCCAUGGAGCUCAUCCAGCUCGGUUGUGGAUGUAAAGAUGAGCUCGGUGUUUCACAUUCUCACUGUGCCGAAGCCUGGUUCAGGCUCAAAGGAAACAGAGUGUGCGAAAUCUGUGGGGAGACAGCGAAGAACAUAUCAGGAAUCGUAGGGGACAACCGUUUCCUGGAGGAGUGGAACAACAGGCGAUUUCUGCACGGAGGUGGCGGGAAUUCGUCGGAGAGAGGUGGAGGAUGUUGGAGAGGACAACCAUUCUGCAACUUCCUGAUGGCGUGCCUCGUAAUCGCCUUCGUGCUGCCAUGGUUCUUCCGUGGUCUCGGCGUCGGCGGCAAAGAGACAUCACAUUCUUCUCUUCCUUCCCCGUUGUGCACUCCCAUUCUCAUCGCCGUCAAAAUGGUUGACGAUAAGAAGCUUUCCAACCCCAUGAGGGAAAUCAAAGUCCAGAAGUUGGUACUCAACAUCUCCGUUGGAGAAAGCGGCGAUCGUCUCACCCGUGCCGCAAAGGUGCUGGAGCAACUCAGCGGACAAACCCCAGUGUAUUCCAAGGCUAGGUAUACUGUUAGGUCUUUUGGGAUCAGGCGUAAUGAGAAAAUAGCUUGCUAUGUGACCGUGAGGGGCGACAAGGCAAUGCAGCUGCUGGAGAGCGGUCUGAAGGUGAAGGAGUAUGAGCUCCUGAGGAGGAACUUCAGCGACACUGGAUGCUUUGGUUUCGGUAUCCAGGAGCAUAUUGAUCUUGGAAUCAAAUAUGAUCCAUCAACUGGUAUUUAUGGUAUGGACUUCUUUGUUGUCCUUGAGCGCCCGGGAUACAGAGUGGCCCGUCGCCGCAGGUGCAAGGCACGCGUUGGGAUUCAACACAGAGUUACAAAGGAAGAUGCCAUGAAGUGGUUCCAGGUCAAAUAUGAAGGAGUUAUUCUUAACAAGGCCCAAAACAUCGGAUCUUAAGUCAUUUCUUCACUGAUCUGCUCAAAUUUGGGAUAGCUGUAUUUCCUUUUCACAGGCUUCCUGAGAUUUGAAAGUUUUGAAUAUUCUGGGAGAGAUUUUGAAUCGCUGGCAGUUCAAGUGUUACAUUACCUCUUUUGUUUGGACCAUCAAUACAUUCGGGUUGUCAAAUUAUGACGUAUAUUUAGCAACUCAAUCCAAGAAUGGUAGGUACAUUGGUCUGAAAAAUCUCGACAGUUAGUGUUAACUUUUAACAGUUGCUGUAUUUCAGGAAUUCAACAAGCUCUCUUUACUUCAACUUGGAGUACCCUUUCACUCCCCUUGACUUGGCCAGUUCCUUCAGCUGAGCCAGCUUCAUUUGCUCUAGUUUUUGGUUUUCCAACUUGUCACCUUCUUGUGUUGCUGAGUUUCCAUCAUCGAGCUCAUUAUCCAUUACCCUGGGAGCCGACGUAGAUGGUAUUGGCGACCUUCUCAUGAAGUUAGUUGGUGGUCGAUUCGUCUUGAACUCUGCUAUUCCCCCUUGCACAGUGCUUUGUGAAACCUGCUUCUCCAGCAUUCCUUGCUUCCGCCUUGUUUCCCCCUGCUUCACUUUCUCCUUGUUCUUAGCCUUCCCUGCAGAUGUUAGACAAACUUUACAGUGCCUUGCUUGUACUAAUGGAGUUGUGGCGUUUCCACUGAUUAUGACAAGUCAAAAGAACCAAAGGGGAUGAGAAAGGCAGUGAAUUCACUUUCUGAAAAGAUUUCAUUUUCACCUGAAACGGAGUUGAUUGUUGCACUUUUCUUCUGCGAUGUGGCGUCCUCGGCGCUUCCAUUGGAUUCUGUUGAAGAGAUUGCAAUCCGUAUCCGUCUGAAAAGGGCUAUAAUCUCCUUUUCUCGUGACGAAUUGGUUGCUUUCCUCUCAUGUUUCUUGCUGAUCCUGCUGCUGCUUAUUCUAUUGCCUGAGCCCAGAACUUUUGGAGAAGCAAAUGCGAAAGACCCAAUACCUUUCGAAGAUGCAGAGUAAAAGGAAAUCUUCUGAAGCCUGACGCAUUCGGACGAUGAGAAUGGGGGAAGGCGAAUUGCAGGGCCGCCAGAGGAAUAAGAAGCUGCUGCGUCCAUUCAUUAAUUUUAGAACUUGGGUUCCCGAUUCUGAAGAUUUGUGAACAGAAAUGGACUCCCAAUGUCCCAGGGAUUGAAGUAUCGUCACCUGAAGCGACUAGUGGCUCUGUUUUCACUCCUUGAAACUCAUUAAGGCCACGACUUGAUCAAAACGCGUGCUAAACACGCGCUUGUUUUGUA